Messenger RNA from Gadus chalcogrammus (walleye pollock), 5446 nucleotides. RefSeq names its product filaggrin-like. The coding region runs from base 2924 to 4792 and encodes 622 amino acids. Gene Ontology annotation, cellular component: nucleus. Gene Ontology annotation, biological process: negative regulation of circadian rhythm; negative regulation of DNA-templated transcription. The record is from RefSeq and is a predicted model, not a curated record. The transcript has 4 exons. Lineage: Eukaryota; Metazoa; Chordata; Actinopteri; Gadiformes; Gadidae.
CUUCCCCCCCCUGCUAUGCCAACGCCAAGUGUAGCGAAGCAUUUAUGAAUUGAAAUCGACCCAGAGCAUCUUAAGCCUUAACGGACAGCACUUUAAGAACCAGCUUUCUGAGUAUUAGGAGCAUAAUGUGACAUUUUCCAAGGCUGCAAAAAAAAAAAAAAGACAAAACAAAUGAAUUGGGUUAUAUAACGUGCCAGAUGGUGAUUUCAUAAUCGACAAUCGGAUCGGUAUUCAGGAGUGCAGGCUUUCAAAGCGUUGGAAGUUUUCACGUUUGGUGUUUGAUGCUGAGAUCAUCUGUCACGGGUCAUCUAAAGACCUAGCUGUAUAGUUUGCCUGAUGUGAUGGUGUUUUCUGCUGCUGGUCUGGGUGCUAUGGCAGAGGGGCUACAGGGGGGGUCGCCUGCAUUGUGAACCUGGCCCCUUUUUCUUACCUUUUUUAUUUUUUUCAGUGCAAUUGAUCUGACCUCCAAGGAAGUCUUGUUAUGGUUAUUUUCCUGUUUUUUGUUUCCGUUUUUCAAACUUAUCUAAGUCUGCGUGAGUGAGUCAUAUUCAGCGGUAGCGCGGUUACCGUUUCAACAUUUCAUCACCAGGUGUGUUGUGAAUGAAUAAAUGAAAUAAUAUUUGUGCAACCAAUGUACUUGGUGCUUUGCUACUGAGCAAUUGGCAAGAGUUCAAGGGGGCAGGUAAUGCCCUUUUGAAACUUUUUCAUUACUCGUAGGAUCCUUUGUCAUGACAUUUGGAAAUAAUUUCCGUUAUAUAUUCAGUGUCUAUUUGUUUUUCCUGUGUGUUACAUUUGAACUUGCUGUCUCCCCCCCCCCCCCCCCCCCCCCAUCUUCCUUUUACCCUGGAACACGUCCCUUCCAUCCUCUCGAAAUUAAGGAAACUCAAAAUGUCUCGAAAGCAAUGUACUUUUUACAAUUGCGUUAUUUUCAAGCAACCAUUUCUAUUUGUGAAUGAAUGUAAUUCCAAAAAGACAAUGAUUGAAUACAUGGUUUUUAUCUCUUCAUUUUAAUGCUCCUUGUGUGUACGCCUUGAGUCUUAUAUGAAUGACCAUACACAUUUCAAAUGCACCAUCAACACAAGCUGUAUGAUUGAACAGGAUUGGUCAACACAUACAGGGCUCUGAAAGUGAUAGUGAAUUAAUGAUUUAUUUAAGAUAUUUCUAUGGGAAGCCUCAAGUCAUAUCAGUUUGGAUGUUCACAUGCUGCCUGGGACAUUUAGGGAGUAUGAGAUUCUGUCAAGUAGCCUUUACCAGAUAUAUUACUCUGAACUUCUAGUAGCUUGGAAUUUUAUCAGGACAGUUUUCUACUAUAGGCCUAUUCAUUUUACUGAAAAUCGUUUCAGAUUUUCAUGAAUACAUGUUAACGGCUGAAAUGAUUGCAUAGGAUAUACAGUAGUUCGUGGGCCUACAGUCAUCCAUGAAGAAGACGUGGGGAAAAUGUGUCAUAUAAUGUCAGGAAAAGUACCGAAAAAAGAUAUUGCAUAACUGUGCGUGUGUGAGAGACAGACGCAGCAGAGCAGACCUCAGACACACGAGCCUCGCCGUCUUUUAGGUACUUCCGGCAUUGAACACGUGCUACCGAUGAUCGACCACGCCUCCACUGCUCUCUCACAUGUUGAUGCACACAUUCGCGAACAGUUGAGACUGUGAAAACUCGUCAGUGACUCACUGCACUUAAAAUACAAAUGCAAAAGCACGGCUUUCCAAUACAGGAAAACCAUCGAAGAUGGGUUUGAUUUGAAAUAUUGUCCAUCACAGGGCAUUGCUAGGAUUUUCAUCAGCCUACAUUCAACAUUGGAUCUAAACGAUUCAUUGUAUCACAGCAUCUUAGCCAAAUCCGACUCAUAAUGAUGUCAAGCUGACACGAAUCCUCACGAAUUGUUUUGACAUUCUAUCAGCAUCCCGAGCGAUAACAUGCUCUCACGUGGACGGUACAGGGGUCCCGCCUGCACACGUGUCUUGGCACGGGAUUGGCCCUGACGUCGGUACGGUACCUACGUCAACGCUUCUCGGGGCGACACCACCGGGGACAAUAUUAUUUAGAUUAGGGGGCGUCGCCAUGCGUAAUCGACAUAAUGGAUGCUUUGGGAACAUCAGACUACGCGUUUUCUUCAAGGUACCCGUGUCCACAGCAGCACCAUGCAUCUACUGGAGGGUGCGCUGACGGCAAGUGUUGCUGCCCGAAUCAGCCCGUUUGACUAUUGACUCCUUGAUGAUCCGUCGGAUGAUAUCUAUAUUACAUUUUUAGAUUAUGUUGUCCUGAAACUUCACACACUAGUCUUUCGCCUCUUUGAGGCAAAGAAUCUAUGAUUGAUUUGUGAACAGCGCGUUGCUUUUCUUAGAUGCGAAGAUAAAGUAGACUUCACCUCGGUAAGAGUCAUGUUUUCUUUUUUCUUUUAUUCAUAGUAUCGUUUGUAGUAGGCCUACAAUUAAAAACUUUUUUUAAUGUGUGUUGUUCACAUAGUGGUCGUUUACAGGUUAUCUUUUCAUACCAGCCUUGUGUUGCAUAACAAGUAAUUCUGUCCUGGUAAAACAUGCCACUGUACUUUAUUGUAUGCCUUGUAGGGCUAUCUCUUAGUUAAUUCCACAACACAUUAUUACAUAAUAGAUAGUUAUGGACACAUUAAACGGUGAUCUGAUGGACACAUUAUGUCCGUGGACCAGCAGCAGACUAUUGCAUAAGAGAGUCGGGGGUGGGACUCUGGUUACAGUGUCGCUGGGACAUGGUGCCGUCCUCCGACAGCACGCUCAACUGGUUCACCAAGGCUGACCGACGCUACUCAAUAGCAAUAAAUCAUAUAGCAAUAUCAGCCAAAGUUCAGAUAAACUGCAUGUCUGGUAUUUAUGAAGCACAUGGUGAAUAAUUAAUUUGUUGUCUAAUUUUACAUUGGUUUUUAAUAGCCUCUGUGACGUUGUUAGGUCGAUGAAGUUCCAUCAAUGGCCUACGGUGACAGAGAAUAAGGCUUGUGAUGUAUUCUGUUUCUGCUUGGUCAAAGUGUGUGGAAUGCCAAAGGAACAAGGGCAUUUUGGGGAGAGGGUCGGGCGGAGCACCUCGAAGAAUGCCAAGGACCGGAGCAACAGUGCCACGGUGCGGGCCGACCGCGGGCGCCGCACGCAGGCCGGCCCCGGAGCCCUGGGGGGGAUGGGGGACAUGGGGCAACAGCUGUCACUCUUCGACUCGGGGAAGGACUCGGAAAAAGACUCAGGAUACUCAGAGGCCGGCUCGGACUGGGUGGAUGACCAGUGCAGCAGCGUGAGCCAGACACACAGGAAGAACAGCCGACGUUCCGUUACCGCCGGCAACCACGGCAGUGCGGGCGUCGGCCGCUUCGAGGGGCACAAUCCUGUCAUUAAAAACUUGGUGAUGAAACCGUCCAGGCAGGAGCAGAUGCUGCAUCGACAGCUAGCAUCAUGGGCAGGAGGCUGGCAUAGCAUCUCAGGCCCCCAGGGGCCCUCCCUGCUCCUGGAAAUCCAACAGCCAGCCGUCACUGCCCCCUCCUCCUCCACCCUGACCACCUACCUUGCGCCGGUAGAAAACCUGAGCAAAGCCAACAAGAAAGGCUGCACCAGCCGAACCAGUGGCAAGAACCACCACAGCUCCACCAAGAACUCUUACCUCCCCAUUCCGCACCCCAGGAAGGAAGGCCAUGCGCAGGGGAAGUCAGCCGGAGCCCCAGCCGCCGGCCAGGAGGGCGGGGGAGGUGGGGUCGGUGGGGAGGAUCAGAGCCACUGCAAGAGGGUGUGCACGGAGGACGAGUUGAAGAAGGAGAGCGUUUCAACCACAACCAGACAUCUGUCCUCACACCACCACCGGCAUGGCCGCCACCGAGAUCUCCAUCCCUCGCAGCACAAGGUCCGACGCGGCUCCGAGCCCCCCGCCCACCCGCCCCCCGCCAACCGCACCAAGCCCAAUCGCUGCUCCCACCAUAGCUACGACGCCUUGGGAUCGCCGUCCGUCUCCAGCUCCCAGACGGCCUCCCUGCCCUCCUCACACUCCUCCUCUUCACACUCGCCUUCCUCCUCGUGCUCCUCCUCGUCGUCCUCCUACCCCACCUCCUACUCCUCGUCCUCAGUCAGCCACAGCCCCUUCCGCCCGAGGCAGGGGAGGGCCGGGUCUGCGGUGUUGGUGGCGGCGGCGGCGGUGGCGGUGGCUGCAGAUGCAGCAGGCCAGCUCUUAGACGCGCCGUCCGAGUGCUCUUCAGUGCGCCAGCGGCGGUUCCUCCACACGGCGGAGAUCCUGAGCCAGUCGGGGCUGCUGGCCAUCACCCUGCGCACAAAGGAGCUGCAGAGGCAGAGCGACGCCACCGAGCGGGACAUCGCCCAGCUGCGCCUGCACACUCAGCUGCUGUGUCAGGCGGCACUGGCCGGCCAGCAGGUUGCCAACGACGGCUCCAACGGCCUCCAGCAUCUACUACAGGCCAUGGCCCGAUCUGGCGCCUACCCAGGGCUAGUCUCAGGCGCCCAGGUCAAAGCCGGCGGCGGCCGCCGGAGACAGAGCGUGAGGAGAGGCGAGGCUGCUAAAGGCGAGAGCAAAGAGGCAGACGAGCGCAAAGAGGCAGACGAGGCCGACGAGCAGGGAAGGCUGAAGGACGGUACGCUGCAUCAGGAACCCAUGUCCCCGCAGGGCGCUCACAAAGGGGUUUCUUCACUGUCCCCCUUCUUCGGCCUGUCUCCGGAGGCAGAGAGGAUGGAGCAGGUGAACAGUCUAGCGGGCUCCCUGUCCAUGGAUAGGGAUGUGACCGAUCCGUCAAUGACUCCAGAGAGCUUCACCUUACACAACUAUCUAUUCUGACUCCCACAUCUGUACCAUACCAUACCCUGUGUGUGUAAACGCAAGCAAUCCAAAAAAUAGGAUUUGGAUCUUGGGUUCUUGCUCCCAUUUAUCAGCUUGUGAGACAGAUUGGUGUUAGAGGGUAAAAGCCAUUGUGAUCAUUUUUUUUUGUUAGAUUUUACAAGUGGUGAUAUAGAUUUGCAGGACUGAGGUUGUUUACAUUUUGCAUGAUAUGAGAAUUUUACAUUUAAAUGACAGGAUAUCGGCAAUUAAAUCUACAAAUUCAUCGCAAACAUUUCAAAGAUUUAUAUACGUUUAUGGAAACCAAAUCAAACACGACUCAAUCAUGUGUCAGUGGUCAAAACAUUUCUUGUGUUUGUUGUACAUUUCUGCUAUAUUAUGCUAUAUAUGUGGUUAUUGUGGUGCGUUGAAAAUAACCCUCAGCGAGGAAAAGUGGUUGAAUGUCUUGUGUUCUACACUGAACACAGCCGAUUAAUGUUUGCCUCUUGAGAUUAACCGUAGUUCAGUCUAGUAUAGCCUGUUAAUAGGUAAUAUAUGAUACCGUCUGCACAUUAUCAGGGCAAUUGAGUUACUCUUCUUUUGUUUCAUAGAAACACCUACUACAUUUUAUUAGACUUUGGCUUUGCAAUCGAGGAGAACUUCCCCGAAGUUGUU